This is a messenger RNA of Piliocolobus tephrosceles (Ugandan red Colobus), 810 nucleotides long. RefSeq names its product membrane spanning 4-domains A10 (gene MS4A10). The record is from RefSeq and is a predicted model, not a curated record. Lineage: Eukaryota; Metazoa; Chordata; Mammalia; Primates; Cercopithecidae. Gene Ontology annotation, biological process: cell surface receptor signaling pathway. Gene Ontology annotation, cellular component: plasma membrane. The coding region runs from base 91 to 810 and encodes 239 amino acids. The transcript has 7 exons.
GCCAGCUCCGGCAGCACCAGAGGGCAAAGCACAGCUGAAGGCUCAGAGCUGCGGUCCCAGGCCCUGGGCCAGGACCCCCAGUCAGCGUCAAUGAAAGCAGAAGCCACAGUUAUUCCCAGCCGUUGUGCUAGGGGGCUUCCGUCAUGGCAAGUCCUCAGCCCAGUCCAGACCUGGCAGACAAGUCUACCCGAGAACACGACCCAGCCCAAGCUCCCGGCUCCACGCGGGCACAAGAAGUCCCAGAAGAGGAGCAGCCUUCUCAAGGAGCUGGGGGCCUUCCACAUCACCAUUGCUCUGCUGCACCUGGUCUUUGGGGCCUACCUGGCCUCUACAGUCAAGAGCCUUCACCUGGUGGUGCUGAAGUCUUGGUAUCCAUUCUGGGGGGCUGCCUCUUUUCUCAUUUCAGGGAUCUUGGCGAUAACAAUGAAGAACUUUUCUAAAACUUACCUGAAGAUGUUGUGCCUGAUGGCAAACCUCGUCAGCCUCUUUUGUGUGCUGUCUGGCCUCUUUGUCAUCACCAAGGAUCUCUUUCUGGAGAGCCCGUUUCAGUCCCCGAUCUGGAGAAUGUACCCCAACUCCACGGUCCACAUCCAGAGGCUGGAGCUGGCCUUGCUCUGCUUCACGGUCCUGGAGCUCUUCCUGCCAGUGCCCACAGCUGUCACAGCCUGGAGAGGGGACCAUCCAUCUGCAAAGAAUGACGACGCAUGCCUUGUUCCGAACCCAUCAUUGCAUCUCACAGGCCUGCCGGUGGAGUCCCCGCCAUCCUAUCAGAGUGUGAUGCAAGGGGACACACAACACCAGCAACGUUAG